This is a messenger RNA of Chaetomium globosum CBS 148.51, 756 nucleotides long. RefSeq lists its product as uncharacterized. The transcript is spliced from 4 exons. The coding region runs from base 1 to 756 and encodes 251 amino acids. The record is from RefSeq and is a predicted model, not a curated record. Gene Ontology annotation, biological process: ubiquitin-dependent protein catabolic process. Gene Ontology annotation, cellular component: proteasome core complex; proteasome core complex, alpha-subunit complex; nucleus. Lineage: Eukaryota; Fungi; Ascomycota; Sordariomycetes; Sordariales; Chaetomiaceae.
AUGUCGAGAAGAUACGAUUCCCGAACAACCAUCUUCUCGCCCGACGGCCGUCUGUACCAAGUCGAAUAUGCGCUAGAAGCCAUCUCCCAUGCCGGCACGGCUAUCGGCAUCCUGGCCAAGGAUGGUAUCGUCCUGGCUGCGGAGCGCAAGGUCACGUCAAAGCUGCUCGAGCAGGACACAUCAGCCGAGAAGCUCUACAUUCUGAAUGACAACAUGAUCUGCGCCGUCGCCGGCAUGACGGCCGACGCCAACAUCCUGAUCAACUACGCCCGGCAAGCCGCCCAACGGUACCUGCUGACGUACAACGAAGACAUCCCCUGCGAGCAGCUGGUGCGCCGGCUCUGCGACCUGAAGCAAGGCUAUACACAACACGGUGGUCUGCGGCCGUUUGGUGUUUCAUUCAUCUACGCCGGCUGGGACCCACAGCGCCAGUUCCAGCUCUACCUCAGCAACCCUUCGGGCAACUACGGCGGGUGGAAGGCUACGAGCUCGGGUGCCAACCACGCGAGCGCGCAGAGCUUGCUCAAGCAGGACUAUAAGGAGGACUGUACGCUGAAGGAGGCGUGCGGCAUGGCGGUUAAGGUGCUGAGCAAGACGAUGGACUCGACCAAGCUGAGCAGCGAGAAGAUCGAAUUUGCGACGGUGGGCCAGACCAAGGACGGCAAGAUCUACCACAAGCUAUGGAGCGCGGAAGAGAUCACGGCGUUAUUGAAGGAGCACGAUUUGGCCAAGGAUGAGACAGCCGAAGAAAAGUAG